Messenger RNA from Beta vulgaris subsp. vulgaris (sugar beet), 998 nucleotides. RefSeq lists its product as hypothetical. The record is from RefSeq and is a predicted model, not a curated record. Lineage: Eukaryota; Viridiplantae; Streptophyta; Magnoliopsida; Caryophyllales; Amaranthaceae. Bases 160 to 798 code for a protein of 212 amino acids. The transcript is spliced from 3 exons.
UUAUUCGAAAGUAAAUAAUUUAUGCACGCAUAGCUACACAACCAUAUUCAUAGAUCUAUAAAUACGCAAUUAGGGAUACCAAAGGUUUGUGCACAUUCAAAAGCUUCAACUUCUUAUUUGGGAAUUCUAUACUUGAGCAACUAGCUAUUCAACAUAACAAUGGCUUCAGUGCAACACGUUCGAGCUUCGAAACAAUUGAGCGACAAAGAGAAAGCAGCAAUCGAAGAGGCAGUGAAGGGGGUGCAGGCUUCCAUAGAAAAGAAAAAAGAAAACAACGCAAAGGCGAACCAAGAACGCCAACUAGUUUUGGUACAAGGCUAUGUGCAGAAUCUCCAGCCUCGUGCAGUGAAGCUUGAGAAAACACACGAGUGGAAUGGAAAAUUCUUAGUUAACCCUCCUGAAAGACUGGGUGGACUUGGUCCUAAUGAUAGUGGUACAUUUGAGCACGAGGGUGCUACUUCGCAAGGCAAUCUCCCUGUGCUUGUAGGCUCUAAAGGUGCAUUCAUAUAUGGUCAUUUUGACUUUGCUCUUCCUAAUCUUGGAUGGCUUGUGGCUUGGGACAAGCCUGACAACUCUAAUGGACCUAACAAGGUGUAUGUGGACGCUGGGGAGCUAAGCAGGCUGAUGGCAGUCGACUGGAGUGAGAUUGAACAAAAAUUAGAUGCAUCGGAAAGCUACAGUCGCUACUUCGACAGCGCCACAAAUGCUAUAGUAGCUGCUGAAAUUAAGGAUACGGGCGACAAAUUGGCUUCGCUUGCUUCGAGCUUUCAUAUUUACGUCCCCCCACCCCAGGUUUAAUUCCAGCUGCUUAAGAAGAACGAAAGGGGCGCAAGACUUGAAUAAUUAACCUGCACUCUUGUAUUUUAAUGCAGCUCCUAGUAUCAUGUUUUAUAUGCUUAUGAUGAAUAAACUGUAUGAGUUCCUUGGAUAUGUAAUGCCCAAAGAUGACACAUACAUCUUAUAAUGAAAUAUUAUCUAUCUUAUAUGGGUGUGUUUUA